Messenger RNA from Sesamum indicum (sesame), 1546 nucleotides. RefSeq names its product putative membrane-associated kinase regulator 2. Gene Ontology annotation, cellular component: plasma membrane. NCBI's taxonomy places the organism in Eukaryota, Viridiplantae, Streptophyta, Magnoliopsida, Lamiales, Pedaliaceae. The record is from RefSeq and is a predicted model, not a curated record.
CUACCACCGGCGUCUUCAGUACUGCAGAGUCCACCCCCAAUGCACGCCCCACCACCAAGACUGUCCUUGCCUCCGCCUCUGCUGCCGCCUGCCCUUACUCUUCUGACGGCGAAGAUGGGCCUUACUUCGACCUGGAAUUCACCCUUCCUGAACAAGAAAGCGACGCCGAGGAGGAACACUUAGCAGAAACCAAGCGGAAAGCCCAGAAAACGGAAAAUGAAGACGAAACUGAAAGUGGGUCUGACGCCGACGAAAUAUCAGUGCAGGAAAAUGACGAUGAUGAAGAAGAAGAAGGAGAGCUGAAAUUUGCAGUCACGAGUACAGAUGAAAACGUGACGCUUUCGCCUUCAGACGAGCUCUUUUUUAAGGGGAAUUUGGUCUCCAUUGAGCCUUCAAGCAUUUUGUUGAAUGGGUCGGAGGAGAACUCCAAAAUCCCUGUUUUUCUACUGAAAUCAGCGACGAAAUUUCGUGUGCUUUUGCUCAAGCUCAAGAAAUCAAAACCCGCCAACGGAGUUAGUCUUGAAAAGGCUGACAAGAACGAGGUGGCUACUGCCCAAGUUUCCGCCGCUCCGAGCAUUGGUGAGAAAGAGAAUCAGGGGAAAGUGCGUGGUAAGCUUUUAGCUGUGAAGUUUAAAGUUGAGGAAGUGCCGCUUGUGUCUUUGUUCACAAGAGAUUCCAGCUCCAAAGAAAACCCCGGCGGCAAAGGGCUCAAACACAGCGCUCAAGAUUCAGACACAACCGCCGCUUCCGACGAGAAAAAGCUGGCCAAAGAAGUGGUGCAAAAGUACCUCAAAAUGGUCAAACCUUUCUACAUUCGCGUCUCGAAGCUGAAGUUCUCCGGGCACUUAAGCUUCCCCGGCGGAGGUUCCAAGGGCUGUGCAGCGCCGCCGUGUACGGCGGGGGAGAAAGGAGUAGAGAGUUCGGCCGAGGCGGCGACUAGCAAUGUCAUCAAGACUCCAGUAAAACAAGGGACGAACAAUCUGCAGGCAGGGCUAAAAGUGGUGCGCAAGCGCCUGGGCAAAAGCCGGUCCGCGCCCGCCGCCGUGGCGGCGUCCCCUCCUGGAAAGACGACCUCAACCCGCCGUGACGACUCGCUGUUGCAGCUGCAGGAUGGGAUCCAAGGCGCCAUUCUGCACUGCAAGAAAUCAUUCAAUGCCUCCAGAGACGUAGAAUCUUCUUCAAUCCUAUGGCGUUCAGUGAGUGAUCCAUCCUAUGAGAAAUCCCUGAUUAUUGCAAAAGCUUCAACAUCAUCGUAUUCCGGGGAUGCUAAGAUUAAGGAGCCCAAGAUGUAGGUGGAUAGAUAUAAUUAUUGUAAGUAUAUAUAUAUAUAUAUAUUAUUUUGUUGUAUUAUUAUUAUAAUAUAUAUAUAUGUAAAAAAUAAAGUAGAAAGUAGUGGUAGCGGUAGUGUAGGUCAAAGUGGUAGAAAUAGGUAGGGAGAAAAGCAACUUAUGGGGUAUGGUCCUUUUGAGUUAUGUUGGUUUGAUUUGGGCAUUGUGGAUUUGGAAUGAGUGAUGAAUUAUUACUCCUCUCCUUCCUUCUUUUUAAA